UGUUGACGUAAAGUGCUUUGCUCAGCGUGGAAUUGUUUGUAAUUUGAAGGAGUUUUGUGUAAUUUUAGCCCCGAAAAGAGUGUCGCCAGCGGUCGCAGGAUAUGCAACAGGUUUAGCAGCUAUCGCUUUCAUCCUACCCAGCACCCCCUCCACCAUACGAUACAAGCCAAGAGUCGUUUUAGGCGAGAUCUUUACGGAAGAAAUUGAGAAAUUGACCCACUUCCGAGCGGCGGAGCGAUCGCGCGGGCUAUUUUACGGGGUUUUUCUGAAUUGGUCCGUCUCGGUCGAUCACGUUGUUAAGGAUGGCCACCCGUGCUUCUCUACGUGCGGCUCCUAAGAAAAAGGAGGAAAUCCUGGUGAAGAUGCGCAUUAAUGAGGAAAAUGAUAUCGACGUGGUGCCCGUGGUGAAAGAUAUGUACGACUCCGACUCCGACUCGGAAGAGGGUAACCCCUCGGAUCAACUCGAUUUCGAACCUGAGCUGGUGGAAACGUCCGAUGGUCGGAUGAUGCUGGAAUUAAAGCGCAACAAGUGCUGUGUUCGAUGCAAGAAGCCCUUCACAACGUUAGAGGCGCAGAAGGCACACAGAUCGGAGUGCACGGGUGUGGUGGAUGAAAUGCACGACGUGAUCCAAAAGGAGCGUAAAGCCGCCAAAUACGCUAACCCGGGCGAGGAGUUCCACAAGUACUGCAAUCCGAACCCGGAAAAUCCGUGCUACUGCUGUGGUGAGGAUGUAAGCACGGCUCACGUCGGCCACAUCCGGUGUCGGCUCUGUCCCAAAUCCUUCAAGGCGUACGAGUAUCUGGAUCGUCACAUCAAGUCGAUCCACGCCGAAUCGGAGGCGUAUGCGUGCGCCAACUGUAAUGCCAAGUGCUGCUCCCAGAGUGUCCUGGAUGAGCACGUAAAGACGCACAGCGAGGGUAAACCGUUCUCCUGCAUCGCCUGCGGUAAGGACUUUACGCGUCGCUAUCAUCUCGAACGGCACAUCAAGUUCUCGAACUGUGGCACCGAGCGGAAGGAAACGUUGCCGUGUGACGUGUGCGGUAAGGUGUUCACACGUGUCGACAAUUUGCGCGAACAUUUGCGCACUCACAUGGGCCAGAGUGUGCGCAAGCGUGACUACCAGUGCCCGCACUGCCCAAAAUCGUUCUACGGAUCGUCGCUGCUCAACAUACACAUCCGGACGCACACGGGCGAAAAACCGUUCCCGUGCGAUCUCUGUCCGAGCUCGUUUCCCUCGACCGGAGCACUGCGGAAGCAUCGGCGCAAGCACACCGGGGAAAGGCCGUACCGCUGUGAUGAGUGUUCCGCGACCUUUGCGGCCAGGGAAACGCUCAAUCGUCAUCGCAAGACGCAUACGGGCGAUAAGCGUCAUGUCUGCCCGGAGUGUGGCAAGCGAUUCAUCCAAGCAACCCAGCUCCGAACGCACAUCUACAAGCACACCGGGAAGAGUGACUUCAAAUGCGGCCAGUGUGAUAUGAUGUUCUUGCGUAGAAACCAGCUCACCGAACACAUCCAGCUCGUGCAUCAGGGCAAGGAACCCCUUAAAUGCGACUACUGUGACAAAGAGUAUUUGCGCAAGGAGGACUUGCAGCGCCACAGGGCUCAGCACACUGGAGAGAAGAAUUAUCAGUGCCCAACUUGCUUGAAAACAUUUGCGCUGAAAACGGCCCUAUCGAUACAUAUGAAAACGCACCUCCAGCCGGAACCGGUCACAUGCACAAUCUGUAACGGAUCCUUCAUUCGACCCGAUUGCCUCGUGCGCCACAUGAAAGCGAAGCACCGUGUGGAUUGCAAAGAGCUCCUUGAGCAACAAGAUGAGUCUCCGGUCGCUAGUCCGGAAGUAGCCAAUGGAGCAAUGGUUGAGAUCAACGGUGAGGUCUAUCAAAUCACGUCGAUGGAUGAGCAGGUGGCCGAACCGAUGCUUCCUGAAGGUGUAGAGUUCAUGGAGUUGGACGUUGUUGCAGAGGAAUCGGUCGAAACAACAGGAGCAGCUACGAUUAUAACAGGCGAUGACGUUGAUAGUGACCAAGAGUACGCCGAUGAGAUUCUCGAAACUGUUCCCGAGUUGGUUAAUGUUAAGCAGGAGCCUGUCGUAGUUGAGGUGAAAAAGAAUCGAACGGAAUUGCUAACAAAAUCAAUUCUGAAAAUGAAAGCAGAGAACACAUCAACUACUUCCCCGACCGUUGCAAAUGAGAUUCGCAGUACCCGUUCAACUACAGUAAAAGUUGUUCAGACUACGGCAGCAUCUUCAUCUUCAUCUUCGAUUAUCAAGCCAGAGAAGGUCGAGCCAGUUCGCGAACCGAAUUCGACAAAAGCGCGUGCUGUGAAAUCUCGUGCAGUACCAGCAAAACAAACAAAACCGGACGAUGAUAGCAUACCGAUCUUCCUUAGCGAUGCCAUGCUCAUGGAGAAGAUUUCGGAACUGCUGCAAAUGCUGAUCGGCGAAGAAAUGUUGAAGGAGUUCGGUUGGCCUAAAGCACCGGUCGAUGAGGUGCUGGUUCGGGUCAUUAGUCGUUGUGGUCAUCAACCGGCUAAAGGCGAGGAGGUGGGUGAUCAUACCACGCGUAUGCGUGAAAACACUAAAAUCCUGUUCUCCGUGACGAUGGAUGAUGGUGACGUGAAGGCGCUGCUUAAUAAUCAUACCUUGGACGAGGUCAUCAUGCAUGUUCUGAAAAGCAAAUAGACGCGAUGGACGGAUGCUGCAAAUUUGUAAAGAUGGAAACAGUGGCCUUCGAACACAGGAGUGAGAUGUGUUAAAACAUUUUUUUUUAUUAAAUGAAUAUUUACGUUAAUGUUAUGUAAUAUGGAGGUUCUAAUUAUGUAAGUAUAUCAUAAUAAAAGCAAUAGUUUGCAUAUAACAAUUGUUAA
Messenger RNA from Anopheles aquasalis, 2869 nucleotides. Its product is annotated as protein suppressor of hairy wing-like. The record is from RefSeq and is a predicted model, not a curated record. Lineage: Eukaryota; Metazoa; Arthropoda; Insecta; Diptera; Culicidae.